This is a messenger RNA of Benincasa hispida (wax gourd), 1952 nucleotides long. RefSeq names its product histidinol dehydrogenase (gene HDH). Gene Ontology annotation, biological process: L-histidine biosynthetic process. Gene Ontology annotation, cellular component: chloroplast stroma; cytoplasm; cytosol. NCBI's taxonomy places the organism in Eukaryota, Viridiplantae, Streptophyta, Magnoliopsida, Cucurbitales, Cucurbitaceae. Gene Ontology annotation, molecular function: metal ion binding; histidinol dehydrogenase activity; NAD binding. The record is from RefSeq and is a predicted model, not a curated record.
CCACAAUCGGACCAUCGAACGACGGCCCACCAUCGGACGGCGGCGCACCAUCUGUGAACACUUUUCUGAUUUUAGUUUCGUUUUUAGCUUCCAAGCCGGUGCUUGCAGCCACAGCCGGGGAUAAGGUCCAUCUUCAGUGGUGAUUAUGGACAGUCAGAUUAUAAGCUUGAAUUGGAGGUGUAAUUUCUUGGUUCAACAACGUAGGACGCGGAAUUUUCGAACUUUGUGUGUUUCGAAGUCUGCUUCUUUUCAGACUUCUUAUUUUUCCGGAGGAAUUUUGGGUAGAGGCAUAAAGUGUUCAAUGAAGUCUUACAAAUUAUCUGAACUUAAUCAGGAUGCUGUCACUAGUCUAAAGGCUCGUCCUCGUAUUGAUUUUUCUUCAAUAUUUGGUGUGGUCCAGCCCAUUGUUGAUGAUGUUCGAAAAAGAGGCGAUGCUGCAGUUAGAGACUAUACUGCAAAGUUUGACAGAGCGGAACUCAACGAGAUUGUUGUUAGUGUCUCUGACCUGCCAGAGCCAGAGCUUGAUGCAGCUGUCAAAGAAGCCUUUGAUGUAGCUUAUGACAAUAUAUAUGCAUUUCAUGCUGCCCAGAUAUCAGUGGAAAAAAGUGUAGAAAAUAUGCCUGGGGUAAAAUGCAAACGAGUGGCAAGAAGCAUUGCUUCUGUUGGUCUCUACGUUCCUGGGGGAACUGCUGUUUUACCUUCAACAGCUUUGAUGCUCUCGAUUCCUGCUCAGAUUGCUGGUUGUGGUACUGUUGUUCUUGCAACACCUCCCAGUCAGGAUGGCAGCAUAUGCAAGGAGGUGCUCUAUUGUGCGAAGAAGGCUGGUGUGACUCACAUUCUUAAGGCAGGAGGAGCUCAGGCUAUCUCUGCUAUGGCUUGGGGGACAGAAUCUUGCCCUAAGGUUGAGAAAAUUUUUGGCCCUGGUAAUCAAUAUGUAACAGCUGCCAAAAUGAUUCUUCAAAAUAGUGAAGCGAUGAUCUCAAUUGACAUGCCUGCGGGCCCUUCAGAAGUUCUGGUUAUUGCUGAUAGAUAUGCCAGCCCAGUUCAUAUAGCGGCAGAUCUGCUUUCCCAGGCUGAGCAUGGCCCUGACAGUCAAGUAGUUCUUGUAAUUGCCGGUGAUGGUGUGGAUCUUAAAGCUAUUGAAGAAGAACUCAGCAAACAAUGUAAAAGUCUUCCAAGGGGAGAGUUUGCUUCAAAAGCCCUGAGCCAUAGUUUUACUGUGUUUGCUCGUGAUAUGGUUGAGGCAGUCUCCUUUUCAAACUUAUAUGCACCUGAGCAUUUAAUAAUUAAUGUCAAGGACGCAGAAAAGUGGGAGAGUUUCAUUCAGAAUGCAGGUUCUGUCUUCUUGGGGCCAUGGACUCCAGAAAGCGUGGGAGAUUAUGCAAGUGGGACAAAUCACGUUCUUCCAACCUAUGGUUAUGCACGGAUGUAUGGUGGAGUUUCGCUUGACUCGUUUUUAAAAUACAUGACAGUACAAUCUUUGACAGAGGAAGGUUUAAGAAAACUUGGCCCCUAUGUCGAAAAAAUGGCUGAAGUUGAGGGACUGGAUGCCCAUAAAAGAGCUGUAAGUCUUAGAUUGAAGGAUAUUGAAGCCAAGCAGAUCUCAACUUCAAGAAAUCAACAUGGACGGUAUUGCUCUGGCCACGAGCGUUAGAUGACCCUCAACUAUGUUGCCACCGAUGUAGUUCGGUAUGGAGUAGAAUACAAAGAUUGUGCACUCUUGUAGAUCGAUGGCAAGCAUAAGCUAGUGUUGUUUGAUGUUGAUUGGCCCAAAUACGAAGUCAACGUUCGUCCAUACUGGUUUGUAUUCUUUGUACUGUCUAAGCACAUAGUCAAGGAAAAAGUGGGAGUCCGCCAAAAUCUCAUGUGUGCUUCUUGAUCUAACCAACCUGCCACUUUGUCAUCCUCUAUUUCAAACCAUUUUCAACUUUUAUAUUUUUGGGGUUUUCAUA